This is a messenger RNA of Aspergillus bombycis, 2502 nucleotides long. RefSeq names its product RING finger protein. Gene Ontology annotation, biological process: protein ubiquitination. The transcript is spliced from 3 exons. Gene Ontology annotation, molecular function: ubiquitin protein ligase activity; zinc ion binding. The record is from RefSeq and is a predicted model, not a curated record. Lineage: Eukaryota; Fungi; Ascomycota; Eurotiomycetes; Eurotiales; Aspergillaceae. Bases 1 to 2502 code for a protein of 833 amino acids.
AUGGGACAAUCUUCCUCUACGCAUCAACGCCACAACAGUCCUUCGAACCGUCUGUCAUUCAUACACCGUGGUCAUCGCGAUAGGGAUAGGGACAGGGAUAUGAACAACGAUCACAACUUGGAGCAAAACGGGGUGUUUAGGCCCCAACGAGGGGCGGAUAAUGGCGAUAUGCUACCGGAUCAAGCCAGCUCAGGCGGGGAGACAUGGCGACCGGCCGAGGAGCAAUCGAGCGGUAUAGGACAUAUGGGAAGCAUUCAAGAAGAAAAUGGGCCACAAUAUGAACCAACUCAGCGGGAGUAUCGGUCUGCGAUCUUCGCCCGCAUGGCAGCAAGAAGGCAAUCCACGAUGUCAAGGCUGGGAUCCAGAAUUCUGCCAAACUCAGUUAUUCGUGGCCUUCUUAGCAGCGAAGAAGAAACCCCUGCCGAGGGCCACGCUCAUCGACACGGAAUCGUAUCAAGGUCGAUACCAAGAUCAGAAGUCGCUCAUAGCAGCAGUCGUUUUAGUCCGUUUAGCUCGCUUAGCUCAAGAGGUAUCUCUCGACGACGCUCUGCCCGUGGUCCCUAUUUCAUUCCACGUAGUGAUCCGGGACUGCUUUCGGAUGCUCCCCACUCUCCUACUUUUUUCGACCCUACCUCAGAUCAUACACUGGAGACAACUAGAAGUUCUUGGCGUCGAAGUGCUCGGUUGCAUCGCGUUAGAAAUUCAAUUUCGGGUCCGAUCACGCAGAUGUUCGGCCAACCGUCUACAAACAUGUCUGAUCAGAACAUCGGAGAUAUACGCCAUUCGAUGGGGCCAAUACCUGACGACACUCCAGGUACAUUCCUCCCUCCACCAGGGCCAAUGACUAGUCAGAUGGACUUUGAUGAACCCCAUGAACUCGAUUCCGUGGAGCCUGCUAUAGGACACACCCGCCCCGUCUCUCCCAUGUCUUUGCAGUCUGGACAAAGCCCAACUGGCUUGCGGCACUUCCCAAAUCUGUUGCGAGCACGCCCAUCUAGAGUUUUGCGGCGGGAGGAGCAGACACCGCUCUCGCGUGUCCUUCAACUGGCGGCUGCUGCCAUUGCUGCCCAACUUUCUGGCACAACUGGCCCUGUAAUGCCUAAUAUUCAAGCCCUUGGCAACGAAGGUCUCGAUAAUUCGUUAGAAAACUUUAUACAGAGUUUACAACACGCUACCUCCGCGCAGGCAGCAGGUGAUAGCCAAGCCGCUUCUGGGGAGAACGGAGCGCCAACUCCGGUCAAUUUCUUACGAGUGUUCCGAUUUGCAAAUUCAGAUGGCGUAAGACCCUCAGCAACUUCAAAUCGAUCUGCAACAGCCACGAAUGCUCCAGAGAGUGGCGCAGAUGGGAUGGAUGUUGAGAACCCCACGGAUGGACCUGAAGGACGUACUGUUACCCUGGUUGUUGUGGGAGUAAGGUCUGUCCCGUCAGGUAAUAGUCCCGGCAAUGACCAGCAGAAUCCAGGCCCUGGACCCGGCUUGGAUACGUUGCUCCGUCUACCGUUCUUGUCACCAGGAAGUCUACCACGGAAUCCAGACAACGGUCCUAACCUCACAGCACGCGCUGAAGGACGACCAAGAUUUAUACCUAGUCGGCAUCAAACUGGAGGUCCUAGUACUACGCAUAAUAAUGAAGAUAUUCCCCUGCAAGUCGGACAUCGGAGUCCGUCAAGGAGGCUAUCUGAUACUGGGAGUCGUGGUCCCCUCUCAUCUCUCCCUUCCAUUGUCUCUGAAAGCCCUCCUGGCCCUCACCCUCCACCAUCGACGCCUGCUGACCCCGGGCUUUCAGCCGUGUCGUCGGGUGCUUCAACUCCAAGCCGAAGAACAUCUUCUGCAUCGGUGAGGUCCCCAAGCACCUUGCCGCAACUGAACGAACACCGGACUAUGCAGCCUCCAGCUGAACCUGCUGAUGGUAACACUCCAUUCAACGUAUCCCGUCAACGACGUCGUAGUGAUUCUGAGUAUGUCCGCCAUCGUGACCUAGGCGCUGGUGCGGUCAGGCGCAAUGGUGUUGUCGAACCAGACAAUGCUCCCUCUCCUGCAGGUAGAAGCUGGUUGAUCUAUGUCGUGGGAACAAACCUUUCCGAAAAUCACCCUGCGUUUGCGACACCAAGUCUCUUCACCGAUAACCCAACGUAUGAAGACAUGAUUCUACUCUCGUCUCUCCUUGGUCCAGUGAAGCCUCCGGUUGCCACGCAGGAGGACCUCACUUCGGCGGGUGGAGUAUACCGUAUUGUAGAAUAUAGUAGCUCUCUUGUUGCGGAAGCCCUGGAUGGUGCUGGCGCCAUUCAAAUUCCCGACGGGGAUCGAUGCCUGAUCUGUCUUAGCGAUUACGAAGCUGCUGAAGAGCUCCGGCAAUUGACCAAAUGUGCGCAUGUGUUCCACCGAGAUUGCAUAGAUCAGUGGUUGACAACUGGUCGCAACUCUUGCCCUCUAUGCAGAGGUCAGGGCGUAGCCGAGACAUCGAAUGCAGAUCACACCCCAGAAAACACGUCAUCUGCUUGA